AUGAAAAAACAAGAGGCCAAAGAGACCUUGCGUUUGGAGCUCGAGGCUCAGGAGACCCGUCGUCAAGCGGUGGUGCAGGCCGAGGCCAAUUUCGAUGCUGGACUUUGCCGAAUCUCCGGAUGGCUGCAAACAGUGGAGCAAGUCACUCUGACUCCAGCCGAACAACUUAUGAUCACGCCUCAAAUUGUCACUUCACAAGCAUCAGUCGUUGGAGCGACAGCCCCCACAAGCGAGGCUGAUGGAUCGCUGUUCGAGAACAGUACCCAAUGCGCCGGCAGAGGAGACUCGAUGUCACCCACUUUAUCCUCGGCCGAAGGGGACAUAGGCGAUGCAGAAGGACUUUCGGAGACGCCGGCUAUGCUUUGCACAAAAGAGAAUCUGGAGCAGUUGUUGGCCCAGCUGGAGACGGUCAGGCUGGAGGAGGGAAAGAUUAUCGCAGAUCUGACCGCCAUAUCUCGGCUCACUGAUGUCGAAGGCCUUCUCUCCGAAGCCGAUCCGGCUGGUGAUCGGCAGCGCGUUGCCGUCUUGGCGCAGUUGCGCUCUCGAUUGGCAACCUCACGUGCCCGUCUCACUGGGCGCAUUGACCAUAUAAAACGGUUGCUAGACAGUACAGAGGCCCUGGAGACGCGACUGGUCGGGCUCCGUGAGUUCGUUACCAAAACACAAAAGGCCCGAGAUCACCUGGUGUAUGCAACCACGGUUAUGGAGGACCAGGAGUCUAGGACAGAGAUGCAGUUAUCCUUGACUCGUGGCGAUGACAUCAAUCGACAGUUCGAGGAGGCAGGCCGCCAGCUGCGCCGUUUGAUUCAGCUGGCGCGUAGCGGAGAAACCGGAACCCCAAUGUCCCCACAACUGGACGUUUCUUUGCUAGAAGAGGAAUUGGCUGAAUUGAACGCUGCUUGGAAGCUUUAUGUUGACUCGUAG
Protopolystoma xenopodis is the source of this 924-nucleotide messenger RNA. Lineage: Eukaryota; Metazoa; Platyhelminthes; Monogenea; Polystomatidea; Polystomatidae. The record is from the annotation of a GenBank genome assembly.